This is a messenger RNA of Pleuronectes platessa (European plaice), 3150 nucleotides long. It is a transcript of the gene nudt12, whose product is annotated as nudix (nucleoside diphosphate linked moiety X)-type motif 12. The coding region runs from base 209 to 1597 and encodes 462 amino acids. The transcript has 8 exons. Gene Ontology annotation, molecular function: metal ion binding; protein binding; NADH pyrophosphatase activity. Gene Ontology annotation, biological process: NAD+ catabolic process; NADP+ catabolic process. Gene Ontology annotation, cellular component: cytosol. NCBI's taxonomy places the organism in Eukaryota, Metazoa, Chordata, Actinopteri, Pleuronectiformes, Pleuronectidae. The record is from RefSeq and is a predicted model, not a curated record.
CGGUGUGGUGUGGCCCUGAACGCGUCACAGUGGCUGCUCCUGAACGCAUCUCGAGUUUCUUCAUGCAGCUGAAGGUCGAAGAUUCUUCAACGAUUCGGAUUCUGAAGAAGAUCAAAGGAGAACCAGCUUCUAACGAGAGACUCAGUAUUUUGUAGAAACGUGUCCUCAGAUCAGUUUGACUCCGGUUCAUCCUCUGGGAGCCUGAACGAUGAGCGUCCAGUCGCGUGCUGAGGAGGAGCUGCUGGAGAAGUUCCUGGACGCUGCAGCCAGAGGACACGUCCCCCAGGUGUCCUCACUGCUGUCCCACGUCCCCUCGCUCAUCAACCAGACAGGAAGCAGCGGCUGGACGGCGCUGAUGCUCGCCGCUCGCCACGGACAACUUCCUGUGGUGGAGGAGCUGCUGUCACGUGGCUGUGACAAGUUCUCCGUGAACUCUUCUUCACAAACCGCCUACGACGUGUCCAGGUUCUGGGGCCACAGGCACAUCUCCAGCCUCCUGGGGGGGGCGGAGCCCGGCAGCCUGCGGGUCCUGCCGGGCUCCGACCUCGUCCCGCAGGAGAACUACUUCAGCCGGGAGACGCUGGACCGGCUGAGCGCCAAGAGGACGGACACCGAGUGGAUGGAGGCGAGACAGAGGGACGAGGACAGCGUCUACCUGCUGUUCUCCAGCCUCAGCCCCAUGGUCAGCUGCCCCGAGGACCAGGGCUCAGAGGGGAAGAUGAAGCUGUGUCGGUUCAGGUAUGAGGCCGUGAGAGAUCUUCUCCAGGAGCCUGCCACUGUGCUCGUCUUCUUGGGAGUGGAGAGGAGGAAGAACCCCCCCCCCUCCUCCUCCUCCUCCUCCUCCUCCUCUCAGACGCAGGAGGCCGGUCAGGAGCCUCCAGCCUGGUUUGCCGUCGGCUCAGAUGAAGACGCAGCCGAGCUUCUGAAACGCUGCAGAGAGAAGAGCUGCUUGUUCCCGAGGAGCCCGAACAGAGACCUGCUGCAGCUGAGCGAGGACGAGGCCGGCGUGGUGGCCCAGGCGCGCUCGGUGCUGGCGUGGCACAGCCGCUACGCCUUCUGUGCCACGUGCGGCAGCAGCACCCGGCCGGAGGAGGCCGGACACAAGAGGAGCUGCCUGGACUCGAACUGCCGGAGCCGGAGGGGCGUCCACAACACCUGCUACCCACGAGUCGACCCGGUCGUCAUCAUGCUGGUGAUCCAUCCUGAUGGAAACCAGUGCUUACUGGGAAGGAAGAAGAUCUUUCCUGCUGGCCUGUUCUCCUGUCUGGCUGGUUUCAUAGAGCCUGGGGAGACGAUGGAGGAGGCGGUGAGGAGGGAGACGGAGGAGGAGAGUGGGGUGAAGGUGGGACAUGUCCAGUACGUGUCCUCUCAGCCGUGGCCGAUGCCGUCCAGCCUCAUGCUGGGAUGCCUCGCUGUCGCCACGACGACCGACAUCAAGGUGGACGAGAACGAGAUCGAGGAGGCCCGCUGGUUCCCACGGCAACAGGUGAUCGACUCCCUGUUCAGAGGAGAAGCUCCGGCCUUCGUCUUCCCUCCCAGACAGACCAUCGCUCACCAGCUCAUCAGACACUGGGUGGGAAUCAACUCCAACCUCUGACCAGUGCAGCCCUCGACCUCAGAGCUCCAGACUGGUGCUCAGUGAACUGGGAAGGAACCAGCUUCAACUGGAGGAAUCACUUCUGUUAAAUCUCCUCCAGCUUGUUCCUGUAGAAGUCGAGUUGAAGCUCACCUCAGAAUUCAAGAUGAUUAAAUAACAUUAUUAAAUUAAAAAAAGUGGAAAGGUUAUGAGGAAAUGUUUAGAGGGUAAAAUCUUAGGUUCUGUUUCAAAGGCAAGUUGGGAUCAUAAUUUAAUACAAAUAAAAUGUCUAAUUUUAAAGUCUGGUCAACUUUAUUUUGCAAUUCAAAAACCAACCAUGUGUGAUGUUAAACAAUUCUAUUCUGUUGUUAGACUGAUAAAGGAUUCUCUUAUCGUACAGCUAUAACAAAUAUUUGAUAAUAUUUAAACUAUAGAUUAAAUCUAUAACUCCAAUUGAGUUUAUAUUAUUUCAUAUUGACGAGAACUGAUCGAAACAAAGUGGAUUUUCUCAAAUAAGUCAAAUCUACACAGACUUUGAUGUCGAGGUCCAAACGUGAAAAUAGUUAAUGAUUAAUGUGAAAGUCCAAUGAAGAGGAAAACAUUAGACAUUAACAUGCUAACAUACACAUAAGGAUACAAUAUCAUGUUAACUCCAGAGAGGUUCCUGUAAUAAGCAUUUUGACUUUGUUUCAACACUGAAACAUUUGCAUUGUGUUUAUUUCUUUUAAAAACGACCAAAAACCCAAAUGUUCCUCAUUUGUUUAUUUUUAAGUUUCUUUCAUCAAAAGCAAAAAGAUUCCGCUCAUUCUUUUCUUUUCUUAUAGAAAAUGGAAACAAAAGAAAUUUGCCUCGUACAAACAUUUAAAAAUGACAAACGGAACAAAAGAAAGAAGAAAUGCUGUACAGAGGGGAUUCACACACACACACACGCACACACAGACACACAAACUGAGCUGCUGCAGACAAACACAAGAACUUUAAUUCUUCAUGUGAAGUUUGAAACUGUUAAAAUGUCAAGUUAAUGGAUGUGAGACAAAAAUAAACAACUUUUCCCCAUAAGUCCUGAAAAUCUGAUUUUCAGUGGUUGUCACCGGCGAAUGAUACAAAAUGAAAACAGGUGCAGCAAAAAAAUAAAGAAAGAAUAAUAAAGGAUUCAGCCGGUAAACGUGUCGGCUGCGUUUCUAACUGGAGCUUAUUUACAGAAUGGAUAGAACCUUCUGCACCGGUUUGUGUCUGAUUCACUGACGCUCACAUGAUCUGAAGAAUAAGACGACCUCUGACCUCUGACCUCUGGGACCUGGAUCAGAGUGGACCAGCAGAGAGUUAGUGUUGGAUGCUGACGGAGGUUCAGACGAACUGGAACACGUGAGACUUUGACACUUGAAGGUUCAUGAUGCAAAGUGAGAAAACGUCUCAGUCUGAGAGUUUCCAGAUAAACGAGACGAGAACGUUUCUUCAGUUAAUGUACGAAGUGAGAAAGAUGAAGAACUGAUUGAAACUUUCAUUUAUCCAUCACAACAAAAUGUUGCUUGUUAAAUAAGUUAAGUCCUCAGUUGAUCUUUUAGAGAUUUGAG